This is a messenger RNA of Botrytis sinoallii, 633 nucleotides long. RefSeq lists its product as uncharacterized. The transcript is spliced from 4 exons. Gene Ontology annotation, biological process: protein retention in ER lumen; intracellular protein transport; endoplasmic reticulum to Golgi vesicle-mediated transport. Bases 1 to 633 code for a protein of 210 amino acids. NCBI's taxonomy places the organism in Eukaryota, Fungi, Ascomycota, Leotiomycetes, Helotiales, Sclerotiniaceae. The record is from RefSeq and is a predicted model, not a curated record. Gene Ontology annotation, cellular component: Golgi apparatus; COPII-coated ER to Golgi transport vesicle; endoplasmic reticulum-Golgi intermediate compartment.
AUGAAGCCAUCUUUGAUCUGGUGUAGCCUUUUGGCAUGCAUUUCUCCUCUUGUGUCUGCCACUGCCCUUACAUACAAGCUUAGCGCCAAUGAAAAGGCAUGCUUUUACUCCAACGUCGACAAACAAGGUGCCAAAAUAGCCUUUUACUUCGCUGUUCAAGCUGGAGGAUCUUUUGAUGUGGAUUAUGAGGUUGUAGGUCCAAACGAAAGAGUUAUCAUGAAGGAAGAGAAAGAGCGACAAGGCGACUUCGUCUUCACUGCCACAGAGGUCGGAGAAUACAGGUUUUGCUUCAACAAUCAAAUGAGUACUUUCGCAGAAAAGUUUGUCGACUUCGAAAUUGCUGUUGAGAACGAACCUCGAGCUUCGAUACCUUCGAAACAAGGCACAACUCCCGAACAAACGUCGGCAUUGGAAGAAUCUAUCUUUAAGCUCUCAGGCCAGCUCUCUACCAUUACAAGAAACCAAAAAUACUUCCGCACAAGAGAAAACCGCAACUUUAGCACAGUGAGAAGUACUGAGAGGAGGAUUUUCAACUUUAGUGUUAUUGAAAGCUUGAUGAUGAUGUGCAUGGCUGCGCUACAAGUCUUUAUUGUUCGAUUCUUCUUCCAGGGUGCCAGAAAGGGUUAUGUUUGA